AUGGGAUUCACAGCUCUGUCAAGUCAGUUCUCUCGGAUAGAAGCUGACAUUCAAAUGAUGUUGGCUAUUGAAGUUCACCUUGUUGCCAAGAACUGCAAUUUUCAUAUGGAGCAUUAUGUCUUCAAGCACAGGAACGACGAGGCUUACAUCAUCAACCCUUCAAAAACAUGUGAAAAGCUCCAGCUCACUACCAAGGUUACUGAUGCUAUGUUCCCAUCAAGACAUCCCAGAAUGUUACGAUUUAUUACGCUCAAAUACAGUGAACAAAAAUUGGCAUUAACAGCUAAGUAUAUUUCUAACUCUUCUCUGUCUUGGGGUUUUGAGAGUACAGGAGGUUUUGCAAGUUGUCUUUUUAUUUCUUGA
Molecule: messenger RNA, 363 nt
Organism: Cannabis sativa
Lineage: Eukaryota; Viridiplantae; Streptophyta; Magnoliopsida; Rosales; Cannabaceae
Product: small ribosomal subunit protein uS2-like
Exons: 2
Coding region: 1-363 (120 amino acids)
Biological process (GO): ribosomal small subunit assembly; cytoplasmic translation
Cellular component (GO): cytosolic small ribosomal subunit; 90S preribosome
Molecular function (GO): structural constituent of ribosome
Source: RefSeq, a predicted model, not a curated record